Messenger RNA from Planococcus citri (citrus mealybug), 1947 nucleotides. It is a transcript of the gene ais, whose product is annotated as aramis. The transcript has 13 exons. Gene Ontology annotation, biological process: maturation of SSU-rRNA. Lineage: Eukaryota; Metazoa; Arthropoda; Insecta; Hemiptera; Pseudococcidae. The record is from RefSeq and is a predicted model, not a curated record. Gene Ontology annotation, molecular function: nucleic acid binding; RNA helicase activity; ATP binding. Bases 202 to 1929 code for a protein of 575 amino acids.
AUUAAAAUAGUCACACAGAAUAGUUUUUGCGUUUUACAACUUACAACACUGUUUUUCCGGCGUGCUCAUUUUUUAUCAAAAAAUAAUUUUCCAAAAUUUUUAGAAAUUUGAAUCAAUUUUGAAUUUUAGAAAUCUUUUUCGUAAAGUCUCCAUUUGCUCUCAAGUGAAUUCGUGUGAAAAUAAUGUGUACUUCGCUGUAAAAUGGAUACCGACGAUAUUUUUGCUAAAUUAUCUUUUGGAGCAGUAUUCCAUAAAACUCCAUCAAAGAAAACACCAAGUACCAAAAUCGAGCAGGUAAAAUCAGAACCAUCUAUAAAAUCUGAACCUGAACCUGAACCAGAACCACAGUCAAGUGAUGAAGGUUCUAAAAACAUCACCCUACUGGGCAAUAUCUCGAGUGAAAGUAACAAGAAGUCGUCUAAAAGCAAGAAGAAGAAAGCUCCCAAAGAAGACGUUGAGAAAAAUAAACAACUUCUGACCGAAAAAAUAAAUCAUUUUCGUAAUUUAAACCAUAUUAAUAUCUCUGGCGAAAACAUACCUAAUCCGAUCCAGAAUUUCGAUGAGUUGGCUGAUCAAUACGAUGUGUCUACUAAUCUCAUUCAGAACGUAAAAAACUGCGGGUAUUCUUCUCCGACUCCUAUUCAAAUGCAAGCCAUCCCCGUUAUGUUGAAAGGUAAACAAAUCUUAGCUUGUGCGCCUACUGGAUCUGGAAAAACAGCUGCUUUUCUUAUACCAAUCAUACAUCAUUUAAAUAGACCGAAGAAUGUUGGAUUUAGAGCUGUGAUUAUCAGUCCUACUCGAGAAUUAUCGCGUCAAACUUACAGAGAAUGUGAACGGUUAUGCGAAGGUACAGAUUUACGAAUACAUAUCACUACCAAGAUCAAAGAUACGGUUAAAAAAUCUGUUAGUGGAGCUGCGAAUAAAUAUGAUAUUCUUGUUACUACUCCGAAUAGAUUAGUGUAUCUGUUGAAUCAAGAACCUCCCUCGAUAUCUCUCAAAAGCGUUGAGUGGUUAAUCAUCGACGAAUCCGAUAAACUAUUCGAAACUGGUAUUCGAGGCUUUCGCGAUCAAUUAGCUGUGAUAUAUCAGGCAUGUGAUUCUACAAAUAUCAAACGAGCCAUGUUCAGUGCCACUUAUACCACCGAAGUAGCUAAAUGGAGCAGAAAAAACCUCAAAGAUUUGGCACUGGUUACCAUAGGACAUAGGAAUACGACAGUGGAAAGUGUAGAGCAACAGUUGAUUUAUGUAGGAAAAGAAGAAGGCAAAUUGAUCGCUAUGAGAGAUCUGAUUCGUCAAGGAAUUUCUCCUCCAGUGCUCAUUUUUCUUCAGUCGAAAGAAAGAGCUCGAGAAUUAUUUCAAGAAUUAUUAUACGAUGGAAUAAACGUCGACGUUAUUCACGCUGAUCGUACCCAGUUGCAGCGAGACAAUGCAGUGAAAGCCUUCCGUGAAGGUAAAAUUUGGGUACUGAUUUGUACAGAAUUAUUAGGACGUGGUAUCGAUUUCAAGGGUGUCAAUUUAGUAAUCAAUUACGAUUUUCCACCUACAGCUAUUUCGUAUAUACACAGAAUAGGAAGAACUGGUCGUGCUGGUAGAAAAGGAAAAGCUGUUACAUUUUUCACCGAUGAUGAUGCUCCUUAUUUAAAAAGUGUUGUUAAUGUAAUGAAAGAGUCCGGUUGUGAAGUACCAGAAUUUAUGCUUUCGUUGAAAAAAAUACAUAAAAAGAUUCGUAAGAAAAUGGAAACUAAAUUGCCAGAUCGUGGAGAUGUUGCAUCUAAACCUCACCGUUACAAGUCCUUCUUGGAUAAACAGAAGAAAGAAAAGCUUGGAAAAACUGAAAAUACCACUCAAAAUGAUGCGAAGAAAACGAAGAAAAGGAAAAAUAAAAAUCAAGAUGUAAAUAACGAUAAAAUAAAGAAAAAGAAAACCUAGCUUUGUAGUUUUUAUGGG